AUGCGAGUGCUCUUGUACGGGACGUCGGCCAACCCACCCUGCGGCAUGGGCGGCCACACGGGCAUCGUCGAGUUCUUCUCGUCGCAGUUCGACCAAGUGUGGGUGCUACCCGUGUACCAGCACAUCUACAGCAGCAAGCGCAACCUCGCGCCGUUCGAGCACCGCCUCAACCUGCUUCGCCUCGCAUUCCAGUCGCUGAGCCAGCCCCACAAGGCAUGCGUCAAGGAAACGGAGAAGGACGUGUGGGACCUCGCGCUCCAAGACACGAGCGUGGAUCCGAGUUCGAUCCGCAUUGGGUCGAUCGACAUUGUGACCCAUUUGCAGGCGCAGCACCCAGACGUUGAAUUCUCGCUGUUGCUUGGCGCCGACACGUACAACGACCUUAUCCAGGGCAAGUGGAAAGGAGGCCUGCGCCUCCUCGACGCCGUCCGUAUCGUGGUGAUUGCCCGCGAAGGUAUCGCGCUGCGCUCGCCAACGAGCGAUCGCGUCUCGUACGUGCACGUCCCGAUCCUAGACGACUCGUCCUCGACGCAAGCGCGCAGUGCGACGUCGGAUGACGAGCUCCGUCGGCUCCUCUUCCCCCAAGUGCUUGCGUACAUCCAAGAGCACAAAUUGUACCAGUUUGCGCACUAA
Messenger RNA from Saprolegnia diclina VS20, 633 nucleotides. RefSeq lists its product as hypothetical. Gene Ontology annotation, biological process: NAD+ biosynthetic process. The record is from RefSeq and is a predicted model, not a curated record. Gene Ontology annotation, molecular function: nicotinate-nucleotide adenylyltransferase activity. Bases 1 to 633 code for a protein of 210 amino acids. Gene Ontology annotation, cellular component: cytoplasm. The transcript has 2 exons. NCBI's taxonomy places the organism in Eukaryota, Oomycota, Saprolegniomycetes, Saprolegniales, Saprolegniaceae.